Dermatophagoides pteronyssinus (European house dust mite) is the source of this 1399-nucleotide messenger RNA. Its product is annotated as glutamine synthetase-like. NCBI's taxonomy places the organism in Eukaryota, Metazoa, Arthropoda, Arachnida, Sarcoptiformes, Pyroglyphidae. The record is from RefSeq and is a predicted model, not a curated record. Gene Ontology annotation, cellular component: cytoplasm. Gene Ontology annotation, molecular function: glutamine synthetase activity.
CUUUCUUAUUUAUUUUGUUUUGUUAUUUAGAAAGUGAGAUCUGUAAAUCUAUAGUUUUUUUUUUAAAUUGCUUCUAUGGAUCAAUACGCCUGUAAUGCUAAUCUUUUGGCUCGUUAUUUCGCAUUAAAACAGCCACAAAAUUGUGUACAAGUACAAUAUGUUUGGAUUGAUGGUCGUCAAGGUUUACGUGCUAAAACGAAAACGUUGAGUUUUAUUCCACAAGGUGUUCAUCAAUUACCUAUUUGGAAUUUCGAUGGCUCUUCAACUCGACAAUCGGAAGGAAGUAACUCUGAUGUGUAUCUAUAUCCGGUAGCAAUGUAUAUGGAUCCAUUUCGUGGUGGACAAAAUCGUAUUGUUUUAUGUGAAACAAUGAAAUAUGAUAAAUCUCCAUGCGCAACAAAUUCACGACAUUCGUGUAAAAAAGUUAUGGAUCAAGUUGCCGAACUGGAACCAUGGUUUGGUAUUGAACAAGAAUAUUCAUUAUUAGAAGGAUCGAAUCGAUCACCUUUAGGAUGGCCUCAAGGUGGAUUUCCAGCACCACAAGGUCCAUAUUAUUGUGGUGUUGGUGCGGGUAAAGUAUAUGGUCGUGAUAUUGUUGAAGCACAUUAUCGUGCAUGUAUGUAUGCCGGUAUGAAAAUUGCAGGUGAAAAUGCCGAAGUAAUGCCAUCACAGUGGGAAUAUCAGAUUGGACCUUGUGAAGGAAUACAAAUUGGUGAUGAUAUGUGGAUGUCAAGAUUUUUUUUACAUCGCGUUGCUGAAGACUUUUAUGUUCGUGUUACAUUUGAUCCGAAACCAAUCCCCGGUGAUUGGAAUGGUGCCGGUGGUCAUACAAAUUUUUCUACAAAAGCAAUGCGUGCAGAGGGUGGACUUAAAGUGAUUGAAGCAGCAUGUAAAAAAUUAGCAUUACGUCAUCGUGCACAUAUAGUAAAAUAUGAUCCAAGUGGUGGUGCGGAUAAUGCAAGACGAUUGACUGGUCGUCAUGAAACAUCAUCAAUUGAUCAAUUUAGUUGGGGUGUUGCUGAUCGCGGUGCAUCUGUACGAAUAAAUCGACAAACAUAUGAUGAAGGUAAAGGAUAUCUUGAAGAUCGUCGACCAGCAUCAAAUAUGGAUCCAUACGUUGUUUGCGAAAUGAUUGUACGAACAAUUUGCUUGAAUGAAACGGAUCGAUCUAAUGAUUAUAGACAGCAGCAACAGCAACAGCCGCAACAACAACAACAACAACAACAUCCGCAACCGCAACCGCGACCGCCACAGACACAACCACAGGUUCCGUUUCCAGCUAGAUCACAACCAUCACAGAAAUCAUCUAGCAACAAAAAAGUAUCAUCAUUGAGAUCAGCAAAUCAAAUUCAACCCGCAGCUGAUAAUGAAAAAAAUUAAAAAAUUUUUAAUUUUUUAA